AGGGAGAGCGGGGGUAUAUAAUGGCGAGGGAGGGGCGAAGUAAGCCAGAAGAAGGAAGAGACACCAUCAAGAGAACAUCACAGGAGAGAAGAGAAAGAUUAUAUUAUUAUUACUGGCGAUGUUUGUAUUUAUUGUGGUGGUGAUGGUGGUGGUAGCGGUCAACACUACCACCUCUCUUGACCCUGACCUGCUUGGGGAGAUUGAGAACAGGGACGCGCGUGACUGGGAGGCCCUUUGGAGUGAGGAACGCCUUGCCCUCUGUCGCCUCCGUCUGCGUCACAACCUUGACUCAAUUUGUGGCAAGGAUGUCUUUAGAAGGUCCGCCCCGCCCCACCCCGCUGCCCCGCCCCCCGAGCCGCCCCUCUACGAUGGAGACGGCGCAAGGAAGAACGUGGAAGAAGAAGAAGAAGAAGAAGAGGAGGAGGAGGAGGAGGAAGGGGCGAGGGUGGUGGGAGAGAAGAGGAUGGGGGGAGAGGGGGUCUCCCUUCAUCUCCCCUCCACGACCAUUGAGAUUAGCCACCCCUCUCCCCCCAACCCGGAGGAGGGGGGGCAGGAGGGGGAGAGAUCCCCACUCCUUCGCGUCCAACAAGCAAAUUUAUUCGUGACAACCUGGAUACGAGGAGGAGGAGGAGGAGGAAGAGGAGGAGGAGGAGGAGGACGAGAAAGACAAAAGAGAGGAGGAAGAGGAGGAGGAGGAGGGGUCGGGAGGUGGCACAGGUACCCCUCCAAGUACCCACGCUACCCCCUGCACCCCCGCUACCCCCGCCACGCCCCCUCCAUUACGUCAGAAUGUUGUACAGAAGUGGGGUGCACAUGGGAGGAAUAUGCUGAGUACUGCCCCUCCUCCAGCAGGCUCCGACCAGGGGUGAAGCUGAUCUGAAGUUUCUUCAUGAUCUACGGUGACCCCUGACCUCCGCUACACCCCAGGUCACCCCAGGUCACCCCAGCACCACCACAUCCCGGGAAAACACCAGACAACGGACGAAAAAUUGAAAAAAAAGCGAAAUUCAAAGAA
This is a messenger RNA of Scylla paramamosain (green mud crab), 1015 nucleotides long. RefSeq lists its product as uncharacterized. NCBI's taxonomy places the organism in Eukaryota, Metazoa, Arthropoda, Malacostraca, Decapoda, Portunidae. The record is from RefSeq and is a predicted model, not a curated record. The coding region runs from base 119 to 880 and encodes 253 amino acids. The transcript is spliced from 6 exons.